GUCCGCACGAACCCAUCACACGCUCCGCCCACUCCCCCAGGCGCACGGCCGCACCUCUCCACCUCCGGCGACUACCACCAGUCCACCACCAUGGCGGCCACCUCCCUCGCGCGCCUCUCCCGACGCGCCACCAUUUCCGCUACCGCCGCGGCGCCCUCCCUCCGGCGCCUCCUCUCAGUAACCUCCACAGCCUCUGUCGCGGCAUCCGCCCCGCCGCCGCCGCCCAGCGCGGCCGGCGCCGCGGCCGUGGGCGCGGAUCGGGUGCGGUGGGACUACCGCGGGCAGAGGAAGCUUGUUCCGCUGGGACAAUGGAUGCCCAAGGUGGCCGUGGACGCUUACGUAGCCCCCGAGGCCGUGCUUGCCGGCCAGGUCACCGUCCACGACGGCGCCUCCGUCUGGAGCGGCGCCGUCCUGCGGGGGGACCUCAACAAGAUCACGCUCGGCUUCUGCGCCAACGUACAGGAGCGAUGCGUCCUCCAUGCCGCAUGGACGGCUCCCACAGGGCUUCCAGCUGAGACACUCGUGGACCGGUACGUGACAGUGGGCGCCUACUGUCUGUUGCGCUCUUGCACCAUCGAGCCUGAGUGCAUCAUUGGCCAGCACUCUGUCCUCAUGGAAGGUUCGCUGGUGGAGACCAACUCGAUCCUCGAAGCUGGCUCUGUAUUGCCCCCAGGAAGGCGGAUUCCGACCGGCGAGCUCUGGGCUGGAAGCCCGGCCAGGUUCGUUCGGAAGCUGACCAAUGAGGAGAUCAUGGAGAUUCCGAAGCUGGCAACUGCCAUCAACGAUCUGAUGCAGAGCCAUUUCUCGGAGUUCCUGCCUUACUCUAACGCUUAUCUGGAGGUAGAGAAGCUGAAGAAGUCGUUCUCCAUCCCCCUGUAACAGCCUGUUGCCCUCACUCGUCCAGUUGAAUGGACGAGGAAGUAAAUAAAGGUGCCCAAAUACUAGAUGUUUUGCGUUGAAAUCUAACUUGUGCUGGGUUUGAUCUGUUACGUCCCAAAUUUUUUUGUUCAUUGUUGUUGUGAGCAUGGGGACACGUGCAGGAAUGUCUUGUGUCUUUUUACCCAACCCAAUGGACAUUAUGUUCUG
This is a messenger RNA of Zea mays, 1086 nucleotides long. RefSeq lists its product as uncharacterized. Lineage: Eukaryota; Viridiplantae; Streptophyta; Magnoliopsida; Poales; Poaceae. The record is from RefSeq and is marked validated. The transcript is spliced from 2 exons. The coding region runs from base 91 to 879 and encodes 262 amino acids.